AUGCAAGGCAACGCAACGGCGUCCUCGUCCUCAUCGUCGGGUCCUGUGGCCCACAAUGCUCUGCCACCACCUUCAACAUCCUCAGCAAGUCGCUCCUCACGUAUUGCCCCUCAUUCGCACAUCAAGGGUCUAGGACUAAACGCCGAAGGUCGCGCUGCAGCCGACAGUGCAGGUUUUAUCGGUCAAAAUAACGCUCGUGAGGCAUGUGGUGUAAUCGUAGAACUUGUCAAGUCACGAAAAUUCUCUGGACGUGCACUCCUUCUGGUGGGUGCUCCAGGAACAGGAAAAACUGCGUUGGCACUCGCUGUUUCACAUGAACUCGGCUCAAAGGUGCCGUUCUGCCCCAUGGUUGGAUCGGAAGUCUACAGUACGGAAGUAAAGAAGACAGAGGUAUUAGCAGAGGUUUUUCGGAGAGCUAUAGGUCUUCGGAUAAAAGAAACCAAAGAAGUGUUCGAAGGAGAAGUGACCGAAAUGACUCCCACCGAGUCUGAAAAUCCACUUAGCGGUUAUGGCAAAACCAUCUCGCGCGUUGUCAUUGGACUGAAAACUGUCAAGGGCACGAAACAACUUAGCAUGGACCCCACUAUAUAUGAGGCGAUGAUGAAAGAGAAGAUUGUCGUCGGAGAUGUGAUUUACAUCGAAAAAAAUUCAGGCGCAGUGAAGGCAUGUAGACCUAGCCCUCACUCCACGGCCUCUCUAACAUAUGUGCAUUGUAGCGUGUUGGACGAUCUGACGCAUACGCGUCUUCGUACGAUCUUGAGUCUGAAACGUAUGUUCCCCUCCCUAAGGGUGAAGUAUACAAGCGGAAAGAGCUCGUGCAAGAUGUUACUCUGGGCGAUCUGGAUGCAGCCAACGCCCGCCCUCAAGGUGGCCAGGACAUCAUGA
Molecule: messenger RNA, 885 nt
Organism: Marasmius oreades (fairy-ring Marasmius)
Lineage: Eukaryota; Fungi; Basidiomycota; Agaricomycetes; Agaricales; Marasmiaceae
Gene: RVB1
Product: RuvB ATP-dependent DNA helicase pontin
Exons: 3
Coding region: 1-885 (294 amino acids)
Biological process (GO): regulation of transcription by RNA polymerase II; chromatin remodeling; box C/D snoRNP assembly
Cellular component (GO): Ino80 complex; R2TP complex; Swr1 complex
Molecular function (GO): DNA helicase activity; ATP binding
Source: RefSeq, a predicted model, not a curated record